GUCACGCUUUAAGCUUCUCUCAAGAUCCUUAGCUGUCGGAAGACUCAGAAAGAAGGAAACAUUCAACUGUCACAACUUAUCCCUGAGGAAAGCAGAGUUCUCCGGACAAUAUAAUAACGCCUUCCAUCGGCCAUGACUGAGGAAAAUAUUUUUCUCUUCGUUCCGAACCUGAUCGGUUAUGCGCGCAUUGUGUUGGCGCUGCUGGCGUUCUACCUGAUGCCCUGCUGUCCCGUGCCGGCCGUCUUCUGCUACCUCCUCAGUGCCCUCCUGGACGCCUUCGAUGGGCACGCCGCACGCAUGCUCAACCAAGGCACUAAGUUCGGGGCCAUGCUGGACAUGCUAACGGACCGCUGUGCCACAAUGUGUCUUCUGGUCAACCUGGCUCUGCUCUACCCAGCGUACACCUUCCUGUUCCAGCUCAGCAUGUCACUGGACAUCGCCAGCCACUGGCUACACCUGCACAGCUCUAUGAUGAAAGGAACAAGCCACAAGACCAUCGACCUCUCUGGCAACCCCAUACUGCGCAUCUACUAUACCUCACGGCCGGUUCUGUUUGUGAUGUGCAUGGGAAACGAGUUGUUCUUCUGCCUGCUGUACGUUCUCUACUACAUAGAGGAACCUUAUGGCUGGCUGCAGACUCUGUUGGCGGUGUGUGCCGUGGUCUCCAUGCUGAAAGCCGCCAUCAGUGUGUUGCACCUCGUCACCGCAUCACGCAACAUGGCCGCCAUCGACCUCGCCGAGAGAGAAGAAAAGAACAAGGAGCAGUGAGGAGGGAGAGAUGGAGAGAGAGAGAAAAGAUGGAGAGGAGGAGGAGGAGGAGGAGAGGAGGAGGAGAGAUGGAGAGGAGGAGGAGAUGAUUGAGAGGUGGAUGGAGAGAGGGACUGGGAGGAGGAGAGAGAUGGAUAGAGGGAUAGAGAUGGACUGAAGGAGAGAGAGGUUGUUCAUUUACCUGAGGGGACCGAGAUUCAUCACUGCUGUUUAUUAUUUAUUUCACCAAGCCCACGCUGUCGUGUGUGUGUGUGUGUGUGUGUGGGGGUUUCCAUGUACUCAUCGUGGCACUGAUAAUUUGGGGCACUAUCUAUAAUAAUUGUUUUUUAUUAUUAUUAUUCUUGCUGUGUUAAUUAAUGUGUUGAUUUUUAGUAGUUUGAUCAGAGGUUUGUUUGUUUGUGUGUGUGUGUGUGUGUGUUGCAGCAGCAGUGUAGAACAAACAAACUGGCACAUUCCAAGUGCCACUUGAGAGUUAUGCUUUUAUUCCAGUUCAGGUGGUGUGUGUGUGUGUUUGUGUGUGUGUGUGAGCGAGAGAGGGAGAGAGAGAGUGAUUAAGUAUUUGCUCUAGGUCCAGUUGACCCACUGAGUGAUGACCAAGUUGAGCUUUCCUUGUGUAUCCCAUAGAAUGUCCAUUUGGAGUGCAGGUCAUGCGGUAGUACUUGAUAUGGAUUAUGUUAUUUAUAUGUAACCGAAUAUGAUCGUUAGUGUCAUGAUGCACGUGUGCCUGGGGUGUGGGGCGAAGCGGCCUUUGGGCGACUACUGUAACACGGAAACAAACAAUAAAAGUGUCUUUGACCAACGUCAUGUCA
This is a messenger RNA of Alosa alosa (allis shad), 1577 nucleotides long. RefSeq names its product CDP-diacylglycerol--inositol 3-phosphatidyltransferase (phosphatidylinositol synthase) (gene cdipt). Gene Ontology annotation, biological process: phosphatidylinositol biosynthetic process. Gene Ontology annotation, cellular component: Golgi apparatus; membrane. The coding region runs from base 133 to 768 and encodes 211 amino acids. Gene Ontology annotation, molecular function: CDP-diacylglycerol-inositol 3-phosphatidyltransferase activity. NCBI's taxonomy places the organism in Eukaryota, Metazoa, Chordata, Actinopteri, Clupeiformes, Clupeidae. The transcript is spliced from 6 exons. The record is from RefSeq and is a predicted model, not a curated record.